AUGUUUGGCAACAAUUCUGGAGGGUCAGGAUUCUCGUUUGGGUCAAACACGGCACAGAAGCCCGCGUUGACGUUCGGGGGCACCCAGAACAACGCGUCUACGGGUUCGCAGCCGGCCGCGGGAGGCGGGCUUUUUGGAGGCAACAACCCUGCCUCGACGGGCUCGACGGGGCUUUUUGGCAACAACUCGGGCAAUUCCACAGGAUUGACCUCGAACACCUCGAAUUCAGGCGGUCUGUUUGGCCAGAACAACUCGACUGCUUCUAAACCCGGCUUUUCGUUUGGAAACACUAAUCAAUCAAACACAACAGGAUCUACAGGAUCCACGGGAUUCUCCUUUGGCGCCAACCCAAACACUCAGAAUACAGCACAGACAGGUCAGCAACCGGCAGCGGCAUCGGGAGGUCUUUUUGGAGCGAACAACACUGCAGGCCAGACGUCUAAUACCGGUUUCUCGUUUGGAGGAGCAAACAACAACACUAACUCGAACACUUCGACUGGGUUGUUUGGUAACAAGCCAGGCGGACUUUUUGGACAGUCUUCUACCACAAACACGCAGCCAGGUCUUUUUGGCUCUGGAUCGAACCAACAGUCGACAUCGGGCGGUCUAUUUGGAUCUAAUCAGCAAACCAACUCUGGAGGACUGUUUGGAUCUAAUCAGCAGUCCAACACUGGAGGACUAUUUGGGUCCAACCAACAAAACAACACUGGGGGAUUGUUUGGACAGCAAAACAACAACAAUACAGGAACUUCAGGUGGUCUUUUUGGAAACCAACAGCAGAACAACACUGCACAGUCCCAAGUUCCUCCAUUAAACCCAAUAACCAAAGUGAGCGAUCUUCCUGAAGCUUUUCAGAAAGAACUGGAGCAGCUGGACCAAUACAUCCAGACCCAGGUUGCUAUUGCGGAGAGACUGAAAAACGACGAAGACGUGCACAAAGAACUUAUCAGCAGCAUACCAAGAGACAUUGAUUUCUUGGAAAAGCGGUACUUUUCUACAAACCAAGCACUCAACAGCGAUCUCGAGUUUGUUGGGGGGUUCAAAAACAAAACGCUCGAGAGUUUCGACAAUUGGGUCGAGAAACUCAUCAAGGUGUAUCUACAGCUCACGAACCCAAUGCUUCUUGGAGUUUCUUCCAAUUCUGAUCAAACUAAAAGUACAGACGGCACUAUCACCCAGAUCAUUGGUGUGAAUGGAAUAAGGACUGCGGGAUCUAUUCAGUCUCAACAGGGAAACUCUCAACAGCAAUUGGAGAAGGAUUCCCAUGUCAAUGUGCCCCAAAUCCUUAAUUCCUAUUAUCUCUCUAAAAUUGAAGAGUUCAGACAGAACAUCGACAAAUACCAGCUGGUUUUGCAGGAGGUGGAGAACUCUGUCAACGACCUGGACAGAAGCUCUUUGAGCGGCGGGCCAUCGGGCGCGUACGGACUGGAGACCAUUGUGAGCACGCUGAAGGAGGAGUUCAAGCUGUUUGUGGAGCUGGCCAACGAGUUCGCCGAGGUCCACCACCAGGUGAAGCGUCUGGACGACGGAUCAAUAUAG
This is a messenger RNA of Ogataea philodendri, 1539 nucleotides long. RefSeq lists its product as uncharacterized. Gene Ontology annotation, biological process: nucleocytoplasmic transport. The transcript has a single exon. Gene Ontology annotation, molecular function: structural constituent of nuclear pore. Gene Ontology annotation, cellular component: nuclear pore. Lineage: Eukaryota; Fungi; Ascomycota; Pichiomycetes; Pichiales; Pichiaceae. The coding region runs from base 1 to 1539 and encodes 512 amino acids. The record is from RefSeq and is a predicted model, not a curated record.